CUUUUACUAGGUCGUCCGAGAUAUAUACGGCAAUGAGGGUCCGUUGAAGCUUCUGGCUCCGUUACUCUUCCACACUGGGGCUCGUUCUUUGAGCGAAAGUAUUCCUCCAACAUGUCGGCAACCGUCGAAGACUACCAGCUAGCCGCGGUAGCAGCAGGAUUCACAAUCGGAUUCGGUUUCCUGACAGUAUGGGAGGCCAUUCAACAAACGAGGCGGAACCGCAAUCCGCUGAGGUCCGUCUACAUCUACAUGCUGUGGGGUGAGAUUGUUGUGAACGUAUGCAUUGGAGUUGUCGGUUGGUUGUUCUUGACUGGAACGUUGGGUCCCACUGUUCCAGUCCUGUUCUUCAUCCUCCUCUUCUGGGUGUUCCAGAUCCAGCUGCUCAUGCAGAUUAUCAUCAAUCGAAUUGCACUCAUCGCUGAACAUCGAAAUACUGUUCGUAACAUCAAGUGGGGUACAUUCAUUCUAAUUUCCGCAAUCAACGUUGCCGUCUUCUGCAUCUGGAUUCCAGCGCACACAGUACCACCUGUGAACGGCACCUUCGUCAAGAUCAACAAUGUCUGGGACAAGAUUUCGAAAGUUCUCAUUCUCGUUGUUGAUGCCGGUCUCAAUUGGUACUUCCUGCGCAUUGUCAAGAUCAGACUAGUGGAUCAAGUCGGUCUCACAAAGUACAAGCCUCUCGUGAGCUUCAACGCCAAGCUCAUGGUCGUUUCGAUCGCCAUGGACGGUCUUCUUAUUGGCCUUAUGUUCCUCAGGAACCCAGUCGUCUACAUACAAUUCCACCCCGUCGUGUACAUGGUGAAACUGAACAUCGAAAUGUCCAUGGCGUCCCUGAUCGUCCGCCUCGCGCAAGGCAAGACCGAAAAUGACGCUGAUCCCGAGGACUUCGGAAGCUCCACAGGCCCAUCGAAUUCGCAAUCUGACCGACGCUCGAAGGCAAAGCCAAACCAGUUCCAAUCCUUCCAAUUGACUUCCGCGAAGGGCCCUGGAAGGAGCAAGAUCCACAGCCGGAACGAAAGCGACGAGAGCCUGGGACAAAUUCACCGCACAACAGAGUUGAAUGUUGUGGUAGAGCACAUCGGCAAGACGAAGGAGGGUGAUGCGGACUAUUCGUCGCGAAGUAGCCACGAAACUCCGCAGAGCAUGUUUGACGAUGACAUUCCGCUCCAAAAACACGGCAAUAUACGUGUGACUGGGAAGGCGGUCUAAUGUUUUCAUUUGUUUCUCCAAAGAUACCACCGUACACAAGUACACAUUCACUUCACAAUGACAUUCAUGCUAGGUCAUUACCAACUGCAACAUUGAUCCUCUCAAUCGCGACUAACGGUAGGGUCCCAUGAACAGGGCUCGUAAGCUCC
Boeremia exigua is the source of this 1358-nucleotide messenger RNA. RefSeq lists its product as uncharacterized. Lineage: Eukaryota; Fungi; Ascomycota; Dothideomycetes; Pleosporales; Didymellaceae. The record is from RefSeq and is a predicted model, not a curated record. The transcript is spliced from 3 exons. Bases 112 to 1209 code for a protein of 365 amino acids.